UCUCGCGAGACCUUGUUUGUUGUGGAGCGACAGAGCGGGUGACAGUUGCGACCAGCUACCGUGGCUUUAACGCUGAUUUUUAGCCCCGUGAAGACUUUGUUUCUACGCGUUUACCACCAUGGCUGAGACGGACCCGAAGUCGGUGCAGGACCUGACCAAUGUGGUCCAGACUUUGCUGCAGCAGAUGCAGGACAAGUUCCAGACCAUGUCAGACCAGAUCAUCGGGAGGAUUGACGAGAUGAGCACGCGCAUAGACGACCUGGAGAAGAACAUCGCUGACCUGAUGACGCAGGCGGGGGUCGAAGAGAUCGAGGCGGCGCCAGAAAAGCCCAAAGAGAGUCAAGGGUCAUAAUGAAGGCUCCUGAAGACGGCGUAAAGUUGCUCCUGAAUCCCGGAGCGGCUCUUUUUCCACUGAAAACGACUCGUUUUGGUUUGGUGUAACGUUGUGUGAAAUGCUUUUUCUAUAUAUCGAGUGUUGUGACCCGGUUCCAGUCCAGACGCUGUGAGCUAGACUAGUUUAAUGUGUUCCUCUGAACUCAGACCCGGAGAUCAUCGAGCCGCCAUCUUUUAACGGUUUCAGCCCAAACGCCUGCAGGCUCACCGGGCCGGUUCUGUACCAGCCGGGCCGGUUCUGUACCAGCCGGGCCUGCGCCACCAGAACUGUUCCACCACGCUGUGGGCUGCAUUCCACCAGUACUCUUCUAUUAACACUGAAGUUUGUAACCUGUGCUUAAUAUUUAACUGUUUGGUAAUGAAGAAACGUCGAAUACAGCGACUUUAAGGUGCUUCUGUGUCUGUAAUGUUUUACCUGCUGCCAAGGAGACAAACCUCGUUUCCUUCAGAGUGUUUUUAUGCAUUUUAGUCUGCAGAACGUUUAAGAUUAAAGCCACUAAACUCCUGUA
Messenger RNA from Fundulus heteroclitus (mummichog), 902 nucleotides. RefSeq names its product heat shock factor binding protein 1b (gene hsbp1b). Gene Ontology annotation, cellular component: cytosol; nucleus. Gene Ontology annotation, biological process: cellular heat acclimation. The transcript has 4 exons. The record is from RefSeq and is a predicted model, not a curated record. Gene Ontology annotation, molecular function: transcription corepressor activity. NCBI's taxonomy places the organism in Eukaryota, Metazoa, Chordata, Actinopteri, Cyprinodontiformes, Fundulidae. The coding region runs from base 119 to 352 and encodes 77 amino acids.